This is a messenger RNA of Caenorhabditis briggsae, 774 nucleotides long. Lineage: Eukaryota; Metazoa; Nematoda; Chromadorea; Rhabditida; Rhabditidae. The record is from RefSeq and is a predicted model, not a curated record. The transcript has 4 exons. Bases 1 to 774 code for a protein of 257 amino acids.
AUGUUUUUACUCCCAAGAACGUACAAUUAUACUAAAAAGGGGGUUAUUGUUUUGGAACUGAGGGACGUUGCUCUAGAUGCUACUUCGGAUUUUGUUGGAAGCACUAUAAUUGAGGAAAAGAAGUGGACACUGCGCUUCUAUUAUGAUAAAAAAGCUCAAGCGUUCAAAUCGGUCAUCAAACAUAAUGGUGAAAUAGGGAUGCGGAAGAUUGCGGUGUCGCUGAAAGUGACUCCGUUUAUCCGAGAAACAAGAAAACUACGUCCCAAAGUCAUUGAUAAAGCGAGGUCCGACGAAUCGCAGUCGGGGAUACAUGAAUUAUAUCCCCUCGACAAGAAGAAAAUGUUCGAAAAAAUGGUGACAGAGGAGAAGUAUUGCAAGUUGGAAGUAACCGCAGAAAUACUUCUCAUCCCUCUAAUAAAGUUAAUGGUUCCAAGAAAUCGCUUCGUAUUCGAAAAAUCAAAACUAGCCAACGCAUGUGGCUUUUUGGCCAAGAAGUUUGAAGCGAAUCCCCAGAAAGAUCAAUUUACUUUGCCAUUUGACGGGAAAGAAUUUUUCAUGGAAAAUGUGGAUCAUGCUCUGGAUAAGAAGAAGCCCUUUGAGAAUGGCAGAGUUUUCCAGCUUGGGAUGUAUGCAAAAGUAUAUGGAUUCCAUUCAGUUGUUGAAAAAGUUCUACAGUUUGAGGCAAACGGCUACAAGAACGUAGAGGUCCCGAGUCGUUUGUCACGAUCUGGUUUCUUCAACUUUUUGUAUUCUAUUCCAACACCUCCUGUCUAA